AUGGCUACGUUUGUAUGCAGGGUGCAGUUCUUAGAUGAUACUGAUCCAUUUAACAGCACUAAUUUCCCCGAGCCCACCAGGCCACCUCUGUACACUUUCAGGGAAGAUAUUCCUCUGAUAAAUCAGAUUGCUGGAGUCCACAGGCUGCUAAAAGCCCCACAGAAGCCUGAUGACUGCGCCCUUCAGCUGUCCCAUAAUGGAAGCUAUCUGGACUUGGAGUCUACCCUGGCAGAGCAGAAAGAUGAACUGGAGGGAUUUCAGGAGGAAGGAGGGAGAGGCAAGAAACACAGCAUUAUUCUUCGAACACAGCUGUCAGUCAGAGUUCAUGCCUGCAUCGAAAAACUCUACAACUCUACUGGAAGGGAGCUACGGAGAGCCCUUUUUUCCCUCAAGCAGAUUUUUCAGGAUGACAAAGACCUGGUGCACGAGUUUGUGGUGGCCGAAGGACUGACAUGUUUGAUAAAAGUGGGAGCUGAAGCUGACCAGAACUACCAGAAUUAUAUCCUCAGGGCUCUUGGACAGAUCAUGCUGUAUGUGGAUGGGAUGAACGGCCUCAUAUCUCACAAUGAAACGGUCCAGUGGCUUUACAGCCUUGUCGGGUCCAAGUUCCGUCUGGUGGUGAAGACAGCCCUAAAGCUUCUGCUGGUGUUUGUGGAGUACACAGAGUCUAACGCCGCCCUUCUUAUAAAGGCUGUGAAUGUCGUGGAUGCCAAAAGAGGCACAAAACUGUGGUCAAAUGUCAUGGAGAUCUUGGAUGAGAAGGAUGGAGUGGAUACAGAGCUGCUGGUGUAUGCAAUGACACUCAUCAAUAAGACUCUGGCAGGCCUCCCAGACCAGGACUCCUACUAUGACAUGGUAGACUGUCUGGAGGAGCAGGGCAUUGAAGCCAUGGCCCAGAGACAUCUGAACAGGAAGGGUACUGACCUCGACCUCGUAGAGCAGUUCAACAUCUAUGAGAUGACUCUCCGCCAUGAGGAUGGUGAUGAAGAAACCCAGUUGCCUCCUAACGUCCGAAAGGAACGACGACGGGCCAGUGUUGGCGGCACCAACGAGAGGCGUGGCCUGGAGAGAAGACGUAGCCGGAGACACUCGCUCCAGAAUAGAGGUCCUGCCUCUGCCCCAGCAUCACCCAGCACUACUCAUGCAAGCAGCUUCCUGCCCUUUGGGGGCCAACGUGUCGAAGACAUCAGUGAAAGAGAAGAGGAAGAGGAGGAAGAGGAGUGUAUGGCCAGCGUCCUCCCUAAAACCAGUGACCCUGAAGGGCAGAGAGAAUAUCUCGGCUUCAAGACCAGGACAUCUUCUCCUGUGUCCGUCGCACCAAAACAGAGGACCAUUAGUCCUUGGUCUGCACCUCCCCAGCCACCUGACAGUGUCGUCCCUGUCGCUCUGAGUAAAGUGCCAGGCUCUGCUCACCGUCUGAGCCAAAGUCAGUGUCAGUCUACCCCAACCACAUCCCCCUUCCCUCUCUCUCCAUCCCCUGACUUGAACCAGAGCCAGGUGUCUGUUGGGGCCAAGGAGAGUGAGACGGGCUCGAACAGAGAAAGGCACUUCAGAAUUAGUGCCAAUGGCACUCCAUACCCUGGCAGGCACCAGGCUCCUACGUCACCCAUCAGUCGCUUCACUAGUUCAACGUCCUCCACUCCAGACUCCAAACCUGACAGACCUGCUUUAGGGGGCUUGCUAACUUCAUCGUUCAGACAGCAUCAGGAGUCUCUGGCUGCAGAGAGAGAGAGGAGACGCUUGGAAAGAGAGGAGCGUCUGCAGAGGAUCGAGAGAGAAGAGAGGAACCGCUUCAAUCAAGAUUUAGUAGACAAGAGGGAAGAAGCAAGACAAGCCAGAGAGGAAAGGUACAAGGCUGUGGAGAGACUAGCUGCAGAGGACUUUGAGCGGGAGCGACCCAGAGCACCAACAAGAGGACGGACAGAAAUCACUUUGUGUUUGAGUUCCAACCCCGCAAGCCGCUCCGCAUCUCGCUGUGCCACACCUUCAUCCAUCAUCUCACAGGAGGACACGGUCGCCAGCACACAACAGAAAUUGGGAACAGAACACAUCUCAGAGCCAAACAUUGACCCACAGACCAGAACCAAAAGUCCAGCGCCAGAGUUAACAGUAUCAGAACCUUCCCCCACACCUCCCUCUGAGCCAGACAAGCAGCAGACUGAGACUGAGUCGCCUGCAGAGACGGAGGAUGUCAGGGAGACUCAGUCAGACCAGAAUGUAGUUGCAGAGCCAGCAGCAGACGAACAGGUAGGCACGGAGGAAGACGAGAGGCGAGAGCAGGAGAAGCUCGAGGAACAGAAAGAGUGCAUGAAUGAGGGAGAUGUAGAAGAGCAGGUGGAAGAAGCAGAGGUCGCUGAUGUAGCAGAGGUGGGAGAGACAGACGUGGAGGUGGAUGUUGAGUUAGAGGAGGGGUCAGAGAAGGAGCAGCCGAUGGAAAGGGAUGUAGAAGACAGUGUACUGCUGAGUGAGAAGGAGAGACAGAACGAGGAAGUGAAUGAGAAAGACAACUGCUCUGCAUCCAGCAUCUCCUCAACAAGUAGCACUCUGGAGAGGGAGGAGCGGGAGGAGAAACUCACCAAUGACAUUGAAGCAGGCCAAUGGACCCAGUGCAUUAAAGACGCAGAUGUGAAUGACCAGUGCAACAAAAUACUCAACAGCAAGCGCUUCAUGCUGGACAUGCUCUAUGCUCAGAAAGCAACCAGCAAGGAUGAAGAGAAAGUAGGAGAGACAGAGAAAGAAAAAUGUAAAUUUGAGAAGGAGACGGAGGUCAGUGACUCUUCUGUGGCGAGCCUGGCUAGCAGGAUCUCCACACUGGAGGCUCACAGACAAGCCAGAGAAGAAAAUGUGAAAAAAAUGGAGGUGGGGCAUCUGGACAACCAGGGCAGUGUCCGAGCAGUUGCGGAGAGGUUUGGAGAUUUGGUCAAAGGCCUAUCGUCUCCUCUUGAGGUAGAGGCGUCAAAAGAGCAGCAGCAGACUGACACAUCUUCAACCACUGUCUCACCAUCAUCAUCACCAUCAUUACCCCCAAAGAAAGAGUCGGACUAUAUCUGGGAUCAGCUGAUGGCCUCACCCAGGGAGCUCCGCAUCAAAGAAAUGGACUUCACAGACCUGAGGGACGAGGAUGACAUGGACAUUUUAGAUAUAGACAGUAUAAUGGGGUCGGGUGAUCUUUUACCACCACCUCCUCCUCCCCCAUGCAACGCUCCCCUACCACCACCACCACCACCCCUGUUUGGGUGCCCUCCGCCUCCUCCCCUCCUUGGCAAGAUGAUGCCCCCACCACCACCAUUCAUGGCCCCUAUCCCUCCGCCUUCCCCUCAGCUGAAUCGAGGGGAGGCACCUCUCUUUCAGAAGAAGAAGAAGACCAUCCGUCUCUUCUGGAACGAGGUGCGUCCAGUGGACUGGCAGUGUAAGAGCCAUAAAUUCUGUAAGGAGUCCCUGUGGUCCAAACUGGAGCCAAUUAAACUGGACACGUCCAAGCUGGAGCAGCUGUUUGAGUCCAAAUCCAAGGAGCUUCCUGUUACAAAGAAAGCUGCAGUUGAUGGCAAACGACAAGAAAUAAUAGUCCUGGACUCCAAACGAAGCAACGCAAUAAACAUCGGCUUGACUGUUUUACCCCCUCCUCGCACCAUCAAGACAGCUAUCCUCAACUUUGAUGAGUAUGCACUGAACAAAGAGGGCAUUGAGAAAAUCCUGACGAUGAUCCCCACAGAGGAGGAGAAGCAGAGGAUUCAGGAGGCUCAGCUGGUCAACCCUGAUAUCCCCCUGGGUAGCGCUGAGCAGUUUCUUCUUACCCUUUCCUCCAUCACAGAGCUGUCUGCUCGCCUGCAGCUGUGGGCAUUCAAGAUGGACUACGAGCUUAUUGAGAAGGAGGUGGCGGAGCCUCUUCAGGAUCUAAAAGAAGGGAUGGACCAGUUAGAGAAAAACAAAACACUCCGCUAUAUCUUGACCACGUUGCUGACCAUCGGCAACUUCCUCAACGGCACAACCGCUAAAGGCUUUGAGCUGGGUUACUUGGAGAAAGUCCCAGAGGUGAAGGACACAGUUCACAAGCAGUCGCUGCUGCACCACGCCUGCGCCAUUGUGGUCGAGAAGUUCCCAGACAGCACUGACCUUUACUCAGAGAUAGGAGCUGUCACCCGCUUGACAAAAGUGGACUUUGACCAGCUUCAAGACAAUCUGGCACAGAUGGAGCGAAGGUGCAAAGCAUCAUGGGAUCACCUCAAAGUCAUUGCCAAACAUGAGAUGAAACCAGCAUUGAAACAAAAAAUGUCAGACUUCCUAAAAGACUGUGCAGAGAGAAUUAUUAUUCUGAAGAUUGUACAUCGAAGAAUACUCAACAGGUUUCAUGCCUUUCUGCUGUUCCUGGGCCAUCCGAUAUAUGCAGUACGUGAGGUCAGCAUUCAUCGCUUUAGCAAGAUCCUGAGUGAAUUUGCCCUGGAGUAUCGCACAACACGAGAGCGCGUGCUACAACAGAAACAGAAGAGGGCCAACCACCGUGAGAGGAACAAGACCAGGGGAAAAAUGAUAACAGAUAGUGGUAAAUUUGGCAGUGCCCCGCCAGACGCACAAGAGAGCCAGCCUCAGGGUAUCCAGUACGCUGAAGCUGCAGCGGAACACGAGAACAUGAAGGCCGUGCUAAAGAGCAGCUUGCAGUGCGGAGAGAGCGGAGUGUCAACAGUGCCGGGCCUACGAACACGAACCAGAGCCAGCAGCGCCAGAGGGCGCGUCCCCCCAUGGUACAAUGCCAGUGACGACCCAGUGAACUGCACAGAUGAUACAGCUGAUGAGAUCAUGGAGAGAAUUGUUAGGUCAGCCACUCAGGGGCCCAGCCAACGGACGCAGCCUCGAGAGAGGAGGCGCUCCCGAGCCAACCGAAAAUCAUUGAGAAGGACACUGAAGAAUGGUUUGACGACAGAGGAGGCCAACGCACUCGGCUUGUCCAGCGGUUCAGAGAUGCAGGUGUGAGUUGGACCUGGAUCCCGUCGGACAUUAAGACGUCUGGAAGCCCUUUCACUGCCCCUCCACUGCCUUCACCCAUCUGGCUUGGCGCUAAAAUCCCCCCAGCUUUGAUGAGUUGAUCUCAUCUUUAUGCAUUUGGUUUACACAGGCUUGACACAAGUGCUUCCUGAGGAGAGUGAAUAUAAGGCUGAACGAGAUUUCAUUCACAAGCAGAGCGCUGCAU
Molecule: messenger RNA, 5185 nt
Organism: Scomber scombrus (Atlantic mackerel)
Lineage: Eukaryota; Metazoa; Chordata; Actinopteri; Scombriformes; Scombridae
Gene: fhod3b
Product: formin homology 2 domain containing 3b
Exons: 27
Coding region: 1-4968 (1655 amino acids)
Biological process (GO): actin filament network formation; cardiac myofibril assembly; cortical actin cytoskeleton organization
Cellular component (GO): cytoskeleton; cytoplasm
Molecular function (GO): actin filament binding
Source: RefSeq, a predicted model, not a curated record